AUGUGUUGCGAGAAAAAUCUAAGGCAAAAAUACUGUCGACUCGGAGUCAGAACGUAUAAGAUAGAAAAAACAUGUCCGUCGGAAGAAAAUAAUAAAUUUUUAAACGAAUUGGAAGUGAAAUGUUGCGUGAGUUGUCAUUUAGGAGCACAGCUCGGUGAAUUAAAAGUACCCUGCCUAUCGAUAGAUCUUCCAGUCGAAGAAGAAGUUAGGAGAGCCAUGUUGAGUUGUUGUUCGGAAAUCAAUCCGGUACGGAAAAUCGAUAAAGUUUAUAAAAAAACUCGUAAUAAUUAUUCGACGACGGUUCCACCGUUUGCCGAUUACGAAGAUUAUGAUAAUGUCGGAAUACCCACACCCUCUCCGGAUAAUUUGUGCGAUUUGUUACCCGGACAAUUAUGCGCACAAAUUUGCGUACCCACACACGGAUCGUACUAUUGUAAAUGCGAAGAAGGUUUUGUUUUGAUGGAAGAUCAAAAAACGUGUCAGAAAGAAAAUUCUCAACCGCUCGCCAAACAAAAACAAGUGAGCACGAUUGCUCCUAGGAUCAUAGUACCGAAUCCGGAAAAACCCGUACCUUUGGUCAAGCCGAAAGUAACGACGUCACCUACGAAAUUACCCACGUCUUCCAUAGGUACGAUAUUUACAAAUCCGAAAGAAAAAAAAACAUGCAGUGAUUUUAAUCCCUGUGAACAAAUAUGCGUGGAUGAUGAUGAUGAUGAAAACGGUGGAGUCAAAUGUGAAUGCCGAUACGGUUUUGUUUUGGAUGCAAACGAAAGAAAUUGCAGUGACGUAAAUGAAUGUUUAAAUAAAAAAAACACGUGUGAUUUACUCACCGAAAAAUGCGUUAACGAAAUCGGAGGAUACACUUGCGUGAAAAUUAAAAAACCAAACGUCGUGUCUUUGACUACAUUAACAGAAGUUAAUUUAACAUCGCCGGCGGUAACCAACUUUUCAACUAUUACUACUUCCACGACGACGACGACGACAACAUACGAACCACCAAUGGAACUUGCUGUCGUACCCAAAGAUUUUCUAACAGGAGAAUGCCCAUUGGGAUUUGAAGAAAUCGAUGGAAAAUGCACGGAUUUAAACGAAUGCAAUUACGAUAGAUUUCCGGAAGUUUGCGAUUCCGAUUUCGAAUGCAUUAAUACACCUGGAAGUUAUUUAUGCAGAUGUAAAAUUGGAUUUGAAGAAAAUCCAAAUACUCAUAGGUGCGAGGAUGUUAAUGAAUGUCAGACGAAUCAGCACAAUUGUCUUGCAUCUCAAAGAUGUGACAAUUCAAUCGGAUCGUUUCGUUGCGUGCGAUAUACCGGAUGUGGAACCGGAUACACAUUAAAUUCUCAAACCGGACAAUGCGAAGAUGAUGACGAAUGUUUGCUUAAAACUGAUAAUUGUAGAUUUUUAGGACCGAAUUACAUAUGUCGAAACACGUUGGGAUCUUUUAGGUGCGAAAAGAAAAGAUGUUUACCCGGUGAUUCUACUUGCGAUCCGGAAAAACAAUGUCCUACGGGAUACGUUCAAGGAGAAUCUGGAAACUGUGUAGAUCUUAAUGAAUGUGCUACCGGGGCUCAUAACUGUCAUCCUUUUGCGGAUGAAUGCAUUAACAGAGUUGGAGGUUUCGAAUGCAGAAGAGUUAUUUUCUGUCCCAAGGGAUACGAAGCUACCGCGAACGGAUGCAUGGACGUUAACGAAUGCACUAGCAAAAAACACACUUGCAAAGGUUUGGCAGAAUGUAAAAACGAAAGAGGAAGUUAUUCGUGCGUUUGCCCGACGGGAUACCAACUCGCACCCGAUAAUUCAUGCGAAGACAUUAACGAAUGCAGUUUCUAUUUGUGUCCGUUUAAUUCGAAAUGCGUAAACACGCCAGGAAGUUACAGAUGCGAUUGUAAUCUAGGAUUUAAAAACGUCAAUGAAAAUACCUGUCAGGAUAUUGACGAAUGUUCAGCGACACCAGGAAUUUGCCAACACAAUUGCAUAAACGUUUUCGGUUCGUUUCGAUGCACUUGCAAAACGGGAUUCAGACUACACGAAAACAAUCGUACCUGCGUCGAUUUAAACGAAUGCGACAUGUUCAAAGAUCAAAAAUUAUGCAUAGGAGAAUGCGUUAACAUACCUGGAAGUUUCACUUGUAGGUGUCCACCGGGAUAUACCCUAGGCCCGGACGGUCGAUCUUGUCAAGAUGUUGACGAAUGUUUAAGGAAUCCCUGUCGAGGUGAAGAUGAAGUAUGUUUGAACACGAGAGGAAGUUACCGUUGUAAUUCGAUUAAAUGCCCGCCGAACUACAUAAAAGACAUGGAACAUAAAAAUAGAUGUAAACGUUUAAAAACUUAUUGCAGAGAAAACGAUUUAAACUGUUUGGAACAACCCUUGACCUACAGUUUUAAUUUCGUCACGUUCGUUUCAAUGCUUCCGAUACCGCCCAUAGGUCACUUAGACUUAUUUACGAUGAGAGGUCCGCUUUGGUCCGAUACGAAUUCACAAUUUAAUUUAGAAUUAUUAUCGGCGAGAGCCGCACAAAAAGUACAAGCUGCAACAAAAGAUAGUUUUCGCUUACGUAAUUCCGGAUGGAAUCAAGGUGUCAUAUCACUCGUCAAACCAAUACCUGGACCGCAGGAAAUCGAACUCCAGUUAACAAUGAAAAUAUAUCACAAUGGAGUUUUUGUAGGUUCCGGCGUUGCCAAAUUAUUAAUUCACAUAUCGGAAUUUGAAUUUUAA
Messenger RNA from Pediculus humanus corporis (human body louse), 2712 nucleotides. RefSeq lists its product as uncharacterized. Lineage: Eukaryota; Metazoa; Arthropoda; Insecta; Psocodea; Pediculidae. The transcript is spliced from 8 exons. The coding region runs from base 1 to 2712 and encodes 903 amino acids. The record is from RefSeq and is a predicted model, not a curated record. Gene Ontology annotation, molecular function: calcium ion binding.